CUAACCCUACUCUUAGUUGAAAAUGUCAGAGACGAAUAUUCGAAUUUCUCAAAUAAUCAAACGUCACUUUUACGAUAAUCUCAACGACACCUUUUAGGCUGUCGAUGCUAUUAUCGUUUCAAGUUGUAUAGAUAUAUUUGCCAUACAAUAUAUAUAACAGGAUUUUUUAACUACUAAGUCAUUUUGUUGAUGCAUAGAAAUAAUGCAAAUGGCCGCCUGAGAAAUAGGAAGUCGACGAGAAGGGUUGAGUUACUUUUUUUUACAUUUUAUUAUCCGCGUGUUUUGUAUUAUUUAUUCAAUAUUAAAUGGUCAUAUUAUAUUCAUUACAUUUUUUUAACAUUAACAUUAUGUGUAAAUGAUACCAAAUUGGUGGUGCAGAGUCUGGCAUGGUCCUUAGCGACUAAACUAUGUUUUGACUUGUGACACUUAACAGCGACAUAGCACAGAUAAUGUUUAGGUUUGAUCAUAUUUCAUUCAGACUAACAUCGUAAAAAAAUCAAAAUAUUAGUCUAUGGUAACGAUAAACGAUAAGGAAUUCGAACAUUUGUUAGAGUAGGACAGUUGCGAUAUAUUUGGAGUUUUAUCGUAUCGUUCCGAAUGUAUCGUUGUCGAUUUUGCGAGUAGACCUCCUGGAGUCUACAGCUGCUAUCGUUCACUGUACUCAGACACACAAAACUCAGUAUUAAAAUACAUAAUAACAAAAGACGAAAUAUAUUCAAGGAAUUACAGCCAUUAUGAGUUUGGCAACACUAUAACUAGUGGCGACCCAUUGUUAUUAUAUAAAUAUUUUAAAAACGGUCUUUGUGUUUUCAUCUUAUAUAUUAUUAUGUUGGCAUUGUUAUUUUUUUUAUCUAUUCUUUUUAGUACAUUUUAUCGUUGCAUUUGGGUGAUAUGCAUAUGGGUGAAAAUAUAAACCACGCUUGAAUAUGUGAAACAUUAAUUAAUUUAUAGCACAAUGUUACUAACAUCAUAAAUACAAUUAUUCCAUCUGCCUAUAGACCCAAAACCCUCUAUGGGUCUAUAGCUACGCGAGCCUUCAAAGGCACAUACUCAAUAAUUAUGAAAUGUCUCAAUAACAUGUGUAGGUUUUUUUAUGUCUUGUCUGUUUGCCUAACAUCGUAUUGCAUUCUGUACCUACCAAAAACAUUGUUUGAAAGUACCUACUUUUUGUUAAAAUAUUAAUUUCUCAUGUAAGUGAGAAUAUGUCUUAAUGAGAAUAAAUUUAUAUAAACCUAACUACAGAGAGGAGCGAGAGAGGAGUCGGUGGCAGUUCCCUUGGUGAUCGUUUUGUGAUCAUGUUGCCACUGCGCUGAUGACGUAGCGUCACAAAACUUACAAGAAUAGUUAAUAGAUCGUAAAAAUGCACUCAGAUUUUUUGCAGUUACUCGUCAAAAAGAGAAUCAUUACAUAUUAAACUUAUCACAAAUCUGCAUAAAAUAAUGGACAUAAUACUCAUUGGUAAAAUAAACAUACUAUGUAUUGGUACCAAUUUGCGUGGCGAAUUUUGAAUAACAUCCUAAAUUGUGUGGAUAUAUUCAUGCAAUAAAUGUCGUAGAAAUUUGUCAAUGGUUUGCUGUUUUCGUGGGUUAUUUUUUUGAGAUUUUUGUUUUGUUUCUUAUCUAUGGCUACCAAAUCGUAGGUUGUUAACAAUUAAUGAUGAUUAAAAUGGCCGUAUUCUUAUCGAAUCGUAUUAAUUUAUCGAUGCUAUUGUAUGUAAUAUGCCUACUACAAUAUUACACUAUUUGUGUGGAUAAAGAAUGGGAUUAAAAUGGCGAUAUUGAGCCUGUACCGUUAACAUAUUGUGAUUUAUGUCUACUACCUUCGUCUUGUACCUAUUUAGAGCUCCUGAAUCACUAUUACAUUAUUUAUUACUGUAUGUUCAUAAAAUGUAGAGCAAGUGAGAGAAACAUACCAGAUACUUACUGGCCACUCUCUUUCACAAUCGUCAAUUUGUACAAAUCAAUUCCGACAAGUUUAUGUGAGCGAGGUGUAAAUACAGUCAUGGACAAAUUUAGAGGAACGCAAAAGAAAGUGUAGUGAAAGUAUCUAACAAAAUUAUAAUAAAAAAUUGUGACAGUUAAAUUGUCUAAUUUGGUUUUACUUAUUAUUUGUUUAUUUUUAAUAACUAAGCUCGAUAAAAUUAUUGAUCAAUUAACAAUAUAAACCAAAAUGAGUUCAAAAUAAAAUAAACAGGAAGCAAACAUUUUUGUAUGCAACAUUUAAGCCUUUUUUUCAUAAAGUUUCGGAAACGACCUAACGUGGUCUAUAAGUACUUUUACUCAUUACUUAAUAAUUUCCCCUCUAUCUUUUCGAAAAAAAGGUAUUCAACAGACGCAUCUCCUAGAAUGCUAAUGGUACCACGUUUUUUUUUCUAAAAUGUCAGUAACGUAUGGUGCCCCCGUUAAUGUCCCAUUCCGUAGGGGGGAUCCCUUACAAAUACCUCCCAAUGCCAUAACUGACCCACAAACCACGUGCCUCUACACUUAUACCUCUAUCCCGGGCCUCUCCACACUUUAAGUCUUCUAUCAUCUGCUAUAUAUAGAAUCUCAUCUUUGAGUAGAACUUGGCUUCAAGAGUCGUUAUUCCAAUUUCUAUGAUUGAGACCAAAAUCCACUCGAGCUACUCGAUGGUAUGUGGCAAGAAGAUGUCCUCUGGCAGGCAAGUGGAGUUUAUUUCAGCAGAUUGCAGUUUUCUUCUCACAGUUUUAGUGCUAACUGUAACGCCUCGAAAUUCUUGAAGCUUCGUUCUUACUUGAGCAGAAGUCAAGGUUCUGUUUCUUAGCACGCAUCAUUAGCAUGAUUAAAGGUUUUGGUCACAGUUGUCCAUUUGUCGUCCACAGGGACUUCCCAGUCCUUCUAGUCUCGUAAUCUGUCCAGUCUGCCGAUACCUCUUGACAACUCGGUGUAUCACAAAUUUGGAUGCUCGUAAUGUUUAUAGUGUACCCAGUCCUUACAAGUCAUUUAAAGAAACAGCCCGAGCAACUAGAGUGGCAUUUAGAUCUGGCAUUAUUAGUUUAUUUGCCGAUUAAUAAUGAUUCGAAUUUGAAUCAAAGCAAAACUUUAAAUUUCAUUUUGACUCAAAUUCAAAAGUUGAGAAAGCUUUUGGAGUAUAGAAAAACACAACAUAAUAUUCUUAAACUUAAUUUUUUAACGGCAAUAUUGAUGUUUGUGGCCCAGUAUGCACAAUAAUCACAUCUAGAAAAAUCAAACCUUUUUGUCGCGUUCGAUUAAUUUGUCCAUGAGUGUAGAUGCGACAGAAUCUAUAAUCCCAUUCUUUAUCCGUGCAACUAAUAUUUUUACUUGAACGUUUGUUUCCGAUCGCACGAUGUGAUUGUAGAACAUAGGUCUAGAUCAGUACAUGCUAUACGCCCACGGGUCGGACCUGUGUCGUGACGUGGUGAUGCGACAUGCGAUGGCCAACUGCUUCGAGGCUCUUAUGGGUGCGCUCUUCCUCGACGCCGGCCUACAGGUGACUGACCGCGUGUUUGCUAUGGCAUUGUGGCACGGAGACGAUACUCUCUACGACGUCUGGAUGAAGGAGCGAGCGCACACCUUGCAAGACCAGGAGCCACUCGGAGACCGGCAGUACAUCAAAGAUUUCGAGUUCCUGCGAAAGCUUACGGAGUUCGAGGAUUCUAUUGGUGUAAAAUUCAAGCACAUUCGUCUAUUGGCGCGCGCGUUCACGGAUCGCUCUGUGGGCUUUACGAACCUAACCCUCGGCUCCAACCAGCGCCUCGAGUUCCUCGGAGACACGGUGCUGCAGCUGGUGGUAUCGGACAAGCUCUACAAACACUUCCCGGACCAUCACGAGGGUCACCUAUCGUUGCUGCGUUCAUCUCUCGUGAAUAACCGCACACAAGCUAUGGUGUGCGACGACCUCAACAUGUCGGAGUAUGCGAUCUACAACAACCCGAAAGCCAAACCCACCGCCAAGAAACACAAAGCUGAUCUGCUGGAAGCCUUCCUCGGAGCACUUUAUAUUGAUAAGAAUUUGGAGUACUGCCAAGUAUUCUGCAGCGUGUGUCUGUUCCCUCGGCUGCAGGAGUUCAUAAUGAACCAGGACUGGAAUGACCCUAAAUCGAAACUUCAACAGUGCUGUCUGACCUUGAGGUCUAUGCAGGGCGGCGAACCACAAAUACCAUUUUAUAAAGUCAUUGAGUGCUUGGGACCAACUAAUACUCGUCUAUACACCGUUGGAGUGUACUUUCGGGGGAAGAGGCUGUCCUCCGGCCGCGGCCAUUCCAUCCAGGAAGCUGAGAUGAACGCGGCUGAGACUGCUUUAGCUACUGCACAUGAACUGUUUCCACAAUUGGAUCACCAGAAGAGAAUCAUUGCGAAGAGUAUGCGCCGCAAACGGAAAAAGGCGAAGAACAUACAGGGGGUGGAUAAGUCUGCUAAUGACUUAUUUUUACGACGAGAUGAAGUGCCGAAAGCGUACCGCCCAGGAACAAAACUGGAACAAAGUUCCGAAAGUGAUGCAGAGCUAUCCGACACAGAGGAGCCGAAAGAAAAGAAAUCGGACGAUGAAUCCGAUUCCAAAUCAGGUUCGGAUUGUGACUCCGGUUCCGGGACGGACAAGUUCGAAAACGUCCAAGUUAGCAGUUUAGUUAGCGACAUGGAGAGACUGAAACAGGAUCUCAUCAACAGGAACGAGUAUGAUAAGUUAAAGGAAAAAUGCAAGAAGUCUGACUCAGACGAGGAACUAUAAGAGUUCUCUUAAUGUUUUAAUUUCAGACAUUUAGUUAUUAGUAGGGAGCAAUUUAUUUUAGUAUUACAUGUUUGUAUCGUGAAUUAAAACAUGCUCACAUUACUCUAAAGAAAUCAUGCUAAUAAUUAUGAAUUAGACUUUAUUUUGUCAAUUAUCUUAUUAUUUUUAAUGUGACAAUUACGUAUCCAUUAAAUAAUGACAAAUACAGUAAUGAAUUUUGUAAUUUUCAUUCUUAAAUUUAUUUAAUGGGUAGGUAUAUAGUAUGUUUGUCAUUAGGUAGGUAUAUAGUAUGCUUGUCAUUAAUAUCUAAAAUAUUGCUCAGGUGUUGUAUUGCAUAAGUAUUGUCUUGGUUAUUAUUUAAAGUGAUAAUAAAACUAUGCAAAAUUAACGAAA
Molecule: messenger RNA, 5100 nt
Organism: Leptidea sinapis
Lineage: Eukaryota; Metazoa; Arthropoda; Insecta; Lepidoptera; Pieridae
Gene: drosha
Product: ribonuclease 3
Exons: 7
Coding region: 3358-4707 (449 amino acids)
Biological process (GO): rRNA processing; pre-miRNA processing; regulation of gene expression
Cellular component (GO): nucleus
Molecular function (GO): double-stranded RNA binding; ribonuclease III activity
Source: RefSeq, a predicted model, not a curated record